Messenger RNA from Oncorhynchus keta (chum salmon), 4684 nucleotides. RefSeq names its product phospholipid phosphatase 2-like. The record is from RefSeq and is a predicted model, not a curated record. The transcript has 6 exons. Bases 348 to 1211 code for a protein of 287 amino acids. Gene Ontology annotation, molecular function: phosphatidate phosphatase activity. NCBI's taxonomy places the organism in Eukaryota, Metazoa, Chordata, Actinopteri, Salmoniformes, Salmonidae. Gene Ontology annotation, biological process: phospholipid metabolic process; phospholipid dephosphorylation; signal transduction.
UACUGUAAGGAAGUGGGAAGGAGGGAUCAGUGGCGUGGUGCACUGAGAGUGUUGCGUUGGUUUGUCAGACGCCUCAACUAAUAUAAAAACGUUUUCUUUUUCAGUCCGUAACCAAAAUAUGCGGGCAAAGGGCGUAAUAGUUUUAACACUGUGGCCGAUUGAGAUGAUUAGAGUCUGAGUUCGGAAGACAUCUUUGGGAUUUCAAAAUUGCAUUCCAAGGUAACAGCAUUUGUGGGCAGGUAGGGAAGUAGCCUUCCGGAAGAACUCGCGAUACAGGUUGGCAGUUUGCAUACGGCACUCGUAAAGUAAGUUUUGAAACACGUUUUUAAUCAAAUACAGAAGGAAAAAUGACGGAUUUUAGAAAAAAGAAGCUGUAUGUCUUCGUGGACGUGCUGUGCGUGGUAGUGGCUGCACUGCCUUUCCUCAUUAUGACCGUAGUUUUCCGGCCCUACCAAAGGGGUGUGUACUGUGACGAUGAGGACAUCAAGUACCCCUUCAAACAUGACACUAUCACCCACGGCCUGCUGGCUGCAGUCACCAUCUCCUGCACCGUCGUCAUCCUAGCAUCAGGAGAGGCCUACCUGGUCUACAGUAAGAGGAUUCACUCUAACUCUGAGUUCAACGGGUACGUGGCGGCGCUCUACAAGGUGCUAGGUACCUUCCUGUUCGGAGCAGCUGUCAGCCAAUCACUGACAGACCUGGCUAAGUUCACCAUUGGACGCCUGCGGCCCAACUUCAUGGCCGUCUGCAACCCCAAGGUCUGCAAAGGCUACAUGCUGGAUAUCAACUGCACCGGCAACUCUCAUGACGUCACUGAGUCCAGGUUGUCCUUCUACUCCGGCCACUCCUCCUUCGGGAUGUACUGUAUGCUGUUUCUAGCAUUGUAUGUCCAGGCGAGGCUGAGGGCAAAGUGGGCCAGACUCCUCCGACCCACAAUCCAGUUCUUCCUGGUGGCUUUUGCAGUGUACGUGGGCUACACCCGUGUGUCCGAUUACAAGCACCACUGGAGCGACGUUCUGGUGGGCUUCCUCCAAGGCGCUCUCAUUGCCAUCCUCAACGUGCGCCACGUGUCAGACUUAUUCAAGCAGGGUCCUUCCCACUGCUCCAGCCCAGACACGGUCGAGAACGAGGAACUGGAGCGCCGCAAACCCAGCCUGCAGAUUGCAGAUGCAGAUCACAACAACCAUUACAGCUACCCAGGGCCUGUGUGAGAGGGGCCAACCCAGUCAACCACUCUCACAACAAGCUCCCACAAACCACUGGACUGACUGAGGGGGCUGCGCACAUUACCAGAAUCCUCUAUGUCCUGGGUGCACCAGCGCAUGAGUGGGAGAGGACUUUUAUAUUGAGACAUCAUGGUUGAUGUUCACUAGUUUCUUAGUAUAUUCGUCUCAGAAGUUUUUAUGUUGCUUUUUUUUAACACAAUAGAUUAGGUAAGAGUACCAAACGUUCAGAUAACAAAAAAAGACCAUUCUCAGAAGAGAAGAUUUCUAGAUGAGUCCCAUUUUAGUGCACCUUUAGUCAUAUGAGUAAUCUGAACUUCAGUGGGAGUUUGGGAUUGAUAUGUUGAUUGUUUCACCUAUGUGAAAUGGACUGCAGAGAUUUAGAAAUGUUGAUGUUGAUUGUGUUAGCUUGAUAUACCACUAGAUCACAAACAAUCAAUGCAAACAUUUGGCAUAAAGAUUUUAGAAAUUGAAAAUGAGAAAUUCUGCUUUUAGCUGUGCACAUUCUGGCAUCAAUCACUCUAUUUUUUUAAUUGAAGAAAUCAAUGUUUUAACAGUAACAUUGCUCCUUGAAGGUAUUUGGACAGUGCCUAUUCAUUUUUAUUUUAUAGAUGACUUUAUUCACAAGGUCAGAAAUGUCUAUAAUGCCAGCACUGUUAAGGUAUUGUGCAAUCACAAUCACCCCUGUUAGCCACUAUGAGCCACAAAUACUGUAUUUGCUAAUAUUAUGGCAUUUUUCUUUUUUCAAGUAUGUUAUUUUUUUCUGUGGCCCAUAUCAAACCAGUGCCUUCUUGGACUAGUGCCCUUUAAGAUUGACACAAAUGGAUCCGAUUCCAAGUUUACAACACAAACCAGAUGCCUUAACAUGAGCCUUUAAGAGUUGUAAUGAUACAGCUUACCAUUCGAGUCAUUUGUGGCAAGCUGGUAUAAUGCUCUAUGCAAAGUUCAAGGAUUUUUCCUUUCUUGUGUGGACUGCUGGGGCUAAUUUGUGAAGAAAUGCUUCUGUACAGUGACUAUGUCAGGCCUGGCCCUGCAUGGGACAGGAGGACUGAUGACAGAUCAGUCAGCUGUGGCAGAGAGAGGCUUACCUCUGGUAGUAAUUGUGAGGCUCAGAGAGCUGACUCAGAGCUGGCCUGUGACUGUUGAAUGGCAAGGUACUCAGAGGGGCCUCCUGCUAAGAUGCAGGUCCUACGGACUUCAAGAGAUUUAAAGACUUUUCUUUGAAUUCCAUAAAUGAUAAGCACCUGGAGCAGCUUCAGUGAAGUGUUGUUGUUGCGUAACGCCUCACCUGUGUAUUACUGAAUCGCCCAGCCCAAAUUUACCCAUGAAGCAAUAGUACCACAAUGUUAUGGGGUUUGAGUUUCCUCCAGGUUUUCAUCAUAAAAGGCCUUGUUCUGGGUGGUGUGUGUUUCAUAUGUAAUAAUACUAUUCCUGGCCUGCUGGGUGGUGCAUUGGUCUAGGGCAGCGCUAGCUGUGCACGCAACCCAAGGUCGCCAGGUGCACGAUGCGGCUGGCUUCCGGGUUGGAUGCGCGCUGUGUUAAGAAGCAGUGCGGCUUGGUUGGGUUGUUGUUGUGUUUCGGGGGACGCAUGGCUUUCGACCUUAAUCUCUCCCGAGCCCGUACGGGAGUUGUAGCGAUGAGACAAGAUAGUAAUUACUAACAAUUGGAUACCAUGAAAUUGGGGAGAAAAGGGGGUAAAACAAUUAUUUUAAAGAAGAAUAAUACUAUUCCCAUUAGCGGAUUGGUCCUGGUUGGCCAUUAUACAUGUACAGUUGAAGUUGGAAGUUUACAUACACCUUAGCCAAAUACAUUUAAACUCAGUUUUUAAAAAAUCAUGACAUUUAAUCCUAGUAAAAAUUCACUGUCUUAGGUCAGUUAGGAUCACCACUUUAUUUUAAGAAUGUGAAAUAUCAGAAUAAUAGUAGAGAAUUAUUUAUUUCAGCUUUUAUUUAUUUCAUCACAUUCCCAGUGGGUCAGAAGUUUACAUACACCCAAUUAGUAUUUGGUAGCAUUGUCUUUAAAUUGUUUAACUUGGGUCAAACUUUUCGGGUAGCCUUCCACAAGCUUCCCACAAUAAGUUGGGUGAAUUUUGUCCCAUUCCUCCUGACAGAGCUGGUGUAACUGAGUCAGGUUUGUAGGCCCCUUGCUCGCACACGUCUUUUCAGUUCUGCCCACAAGUUUUCUACAGGAUUGAGGUCAGGGCUUUAUGAUGACCACUCCAAUACCUAGACUUUGUUGUCCUUAAGCCAUUUUCCCACAACUUUGGAAAUCUACUUGGGGUCAUUGUCCAUUUGGAAGACCGAUUUGCGACCAAGCUUUAACUUCCUGACUGAUGUCUUGAGAUGUUGCUUCAAUAUAUCCACAUAAUUUUUCUUCCUAUCUCAUGAUGGCAUCUAUUUUGUGAAGUGCACCAGUCCCUCCUGCCACCCCCGUGCUUCACGGUUGGGAUGGUGUUCUUUGGCAUGCAAGCCUCCCCAUUUUCCUUCAAACAUAACGAUGGUCAUUAUGGCCAAACAGUUCUAUUUUUGUUUCAUCAGACCAGAGGACAUUUCUCCAAAAAGUACGAUCUUUGUCCCCAUGUGCAGUUGCAAACUGUAGACUGGCUUUUUUUAUGGCGGUUUUGAAGCAGUGGCUUCUUCCUUGCUGAAUGACCUUUCAAGUUAUGUGGAUAUAGGACUUGUUUUACUGUGGAUAUAGAUACUUUUGUACCUGUUUCCUCCAGCAUCUUCACAAGGUCCUUUGCUGUUGUUCUGUGAUUGAUUUGCACUUUUCGCACCAAGGUAUGUUCGUCUCUAGGAGACAGAACCCGUCUCCGACCUGAGGGGUAUGACUGCUGUGUGGUCCCAUGGUGUUUAUACUUGCGUACUAUUGUUUGUACAGAUGAACGUGGUACCUUCAGGCAUUUGGAAAUUGAUCCCAAGGAUGAACCAGACUUGUGGAAGUUUACAAUGUCUUGGCUGAUUUCUUUUGAUUUUCCCAUGAUGUCAAGCAAAGAGGCACUGAGGGUGAAGGUAGGCCUUGAAAUAUAUCCACAGGUACACAUCCAAUUGACUCAAAUGAUGUCAAUUGGCCUAUCAGAAGCUUCUAAAUCCAUGAUUUUCUGGAAUUUUCCAAGCUGUUUAAAGUCACAGUCAACUUAGUGUAUGAACUUCUGACCCACAGGAAUUGUGAUACAGUGAAUUAUAAGUGAAAUAAUCUGUCUGUAAACAAUUGUUAGAAAAAUUACUUGUUUCAUGCAUAAAGUAGAUGUCCUAACCAACUUGCCAAAACUAUAGUUUGUUAACAAGAAAUGUGUGGAGUGGUUGAAAAACAAGUUUUAAUUACCCCAACCUAAGUGUAUGUAAACUUCUGACUUCAACUGUAUGUCAAACAUUAUGCUGUUCUGUUCACUGUACAUGUAUCUAUCCAUAGCUGUUUAUGUAUGCACAAAAUGAAUCUAAAUAAAUACCAAAUACACCAUG